AUGAUGACAGCCUCGAGUAGAGGGCGACGAGCCCUACAGGGUCUCUUUUCAGGUGGGCGGAAUCAUUGCAAAGCCAAUCGGUGGUUUUGUGAGUUUGCUCAAGCUUACCAUUCCCGCGCAACAGCACCUAGAGUUUGCUUCCGAUGCGCAACGAGCAACGCAGCGUCAAGUCGACUCUACUCUUCUGCUGCAGCCCCUGCUGAAGUGUUAGCGGACACCAAUACUCCUCCAUCUCCCCUCCCACGCCGCUCAUCCCCUCCCUACGAUGUACACUCCGGCCUCAUCCUGACGCGGCCACCGCUGUUGACUCGGCGGCUGCACCCGUUCGAGAACGCUUUUUUCUUCUACCAAAAGCGGCUGGAGGAGCGACUCAACACUCCUUUUAUCACAAGCAUCUACUUCAAGCCCGACACUGCUCGAAAGCUCGACUGGGACCUCAAGGUACAGGAGCGCCAAGGCACCGUCGCCAAGGAGCUCGGCGUGUACAAGGGCAAGGGCGCAAAGGCAUGGGACGAUGAGCUGAAGGUCGACGACACACUGAGCACUCAGGAGAGCCUUCUUAACAGCCUUCUGAGGGAUGCAGAGGCCCGGGUUAGCGACGACGCUGAGGUGAUUGCGGCCGAGGAUGUGGUAUCUGUCGAGCGGCCGAUGGAGCGGGAGACAGAAGCGGACAGGAAGGGGGAUGUGCGCAGGUUGGACAGAAGCUUAGACAGGACGCUGUAUCUUGUCGUCAAGGGAAAGGACGGCUGGGGCUUCCCUGCAGGUGCGGUUCCCAAGGACGAAAACCUUCAUCAAGCUGCGAAAAAUGUCCUGGACCAGGCCGCUGGUGUCAACAUGAAUACGUGGAUCGUUGGCCGCGCUCCCAUCGCUCAUAUGGUCGCGACUCCCGUCCUAAACGCCGAUGGCACUGUGCAGAAGAAGGGUGUCAAGACAUUUUUCCUCAAGGGCCGCAUCAUGGCCGGCCAGGCCGACCUCAAGGGCAAUCCGUUUGGUUAUACCGACUUCAAGUGGCUAACUCGGGAGGAGCUCAAGGAGGCACUGUCGCCGGAGUACUUUCACAGCGUCCGAAACAUGAUGGCCGACAGAUAG
Molecule: messenger RNA, 1089 nt
Organism: Drechmeria coniospora
Lineage: Eukaryota; Fungi; Ascomycota; Sordariomycetes; Hypocreales; Ophiocordycipitaceae
Product: 50S ribosomal subunit L30
Exons: 2
Coding region: 1-1089 (362 amino acids)
Cellular component (GO): mitochondrial large ribosomal subunit
Molecular function (GO): structural constituent of ribosome
Source: RefSeq, a predicted model, not a curated record